Molecule: messenger RNA, 979 nt
Organism: Toxorhynchites rutilus septentrionalis
Lineage: Eukaryota; Metazoa; Arthropoda; Insecta; Diptera; Culicidae
Product: zinc finger protein 358-like
Exons: 6
Coding region: 138-719 (193 amino acids)
Biological process (GO): regulation of transcription by RNA polymerase II
Cellular component (GO): nucleus
Molecular function (GO): DNA-binding transcription factor activity, RNA polymerase II-specific; RNA polymerase II cis-regulatory region sequence-specific DNA binding
Source: RefSeq, a predicted model, not a curated record
AUACUCCACCUCAUUUGUAUCAUUGGGUACGAUCUGAGCCAUAAAAGCCAUAAAAGAAAACAGAGGCAGUAACAAAACAUUGCUGAAAACUGUUCUCCGAAGUCGAAAAAAAGUCGCUGAACCGAUUGACUUAAAAAAUGGAACAGGAUUUCGAGAUUGAUGAUCACUAUCACAAUGAAUUAUCGGAUAAUGAUAACAUUUCUGAGACAGACCCAAUGGCGGACUUCGGCCCGAAUGGACAGAAAGCCAGGAGUAGUGUAACUCGUACUGGUCAACUUCCCCAAUAUUGCCCACAUUGUUCGAAAUCGUUUACACAUUUUACAGCACUCAAAAUGCACGUACGAACUCAUGCAGGUGGCGAACAUCCCUUUAUUUGUGUACAAUGUCCGAAAACGUUUAAGACCUAUCCAGCAUUCAAAAAGCACAUUAAAAUUCAUAUGGCUGAACGUCCCUAUCCUUGUCCUCAUUGUCCGAAAGGGUUUAUGCAGUCUCACCACCUCAAUCGGCACAUUUCAGUUCAUACACCUUCUUUGCAGGUGCACGUCCCUUAUCAUGUCCACAUUGUCUCAAAACGUUUAGACAAAGUAAAACCUUCAGAAAACACCUGGCGAACAUCCAUGGUGAAGAUACAAGCGUUCCGGGCAGGAAUCACAGUAAAGGAAGAGAUAACUGAAUGCCGUUUGUCGUUGAAAGCGGUUAGAAAAAAAGUAUGUCCAUAGGAUGGAUAUUUUCGAAAGUUUACAAGAAAAAAUGAUUGAAGUAGCAAAUAGCAACAAAUCGGGAUGGAACAGUAGACGAAGUAUACAGUGAUACAAACUCAAAUUUGUACAGAACCAUGCAGAUCUCUUUUCACCGAUUCUGAAAGCGGAAAACAAACUUUCGGGAGACUCUAGAUAAACUCAUAGUGUCAUAUAGUGACGUAUGAAAUUUCAUACGCAUACAGUAUCAAAAAUGGAAAUCAUUUGAAUAUCGAACAAAA